AUGGAACCUACUUUUCCUCUACUACGUCUUCCCGAGAAUGCUAUUUUCAAUGUUCUCAAAAAUACGAAUCUUGAUCAACUAUUUAUCAUUUCCCUGGUCUCAUCAAAAACCAAGAGCCUUGUGACAUCAUUUGGCAUAAAAGCCCGUGAUGUUCACAUCGGCAUUUCUCGUAGGAUUAGAAUAAAUGUGUACACUACGAAAUCCCAUUUUACUCUGAGUAUCUAUAACGAUCCGAACGAUAAGAAUGAGUUGUUCUACGCAGACAUUACUCCUCCAAUUACUGAUUAUUUUAAAUAUCAAAGCAGAAGAAUUCAGACAACCACUCCAUUUAACUUCAGCGAUUGGAUGAAACACAUUCAGUUAGUGUUCUGUUACAGUCAACCACUAGACCUUGGCUUUUAUCAAUAUUGUGAAAGAUUUGAAGUUCAAUCGUUGAAAGAUGCAAUUGGAAAUGUCGAUGUUCUCUCUGUAGCUGGUCAAGUAACUGAUGUUUAUAAAAAGGAAGUUUUGAAAUGUUUCAAUGCACCCAACGAAUUAUUUCUGGAAAGGAACCCAUUCGACGAAGUUUGUGAAAUUCAAAAAUUAUUUAUUCAAAACUACAAAAUGAUCGCAUUUCCUGGUGUAUACUCGUUGGAUGACAUGUUAUUGGUCAACAGUGAAAAAGUCAGAUUCACAAAACCAAUAUCUCAGAAACAGUUCAACCAAUUCCUUAAACACUGGAUCCGUGGGUCUAAUCCAAGACUACAAUACAUGUUUCUAUCAAUCGAUAACACUGAUUCCGUGAGCAGCGAAGAGCCUCUGAAAGGAAUUGAUUGUUUUGAUGUUGCGGAAGAAGAUCAACAAGAAAUCUGUCGGAAAUACAGAAUUAAAAGUUAUUAUAUGGUUGCGAUCAGACGGAAAGAUGGGACACCUGCAGUGAUUGCGGCCGAGGAUUUCCUGAAUGUUCUUUGUGUCCGUUUCAUCGUUUUUUACUAA
Molecule: messenger RNA, 975 nt
Organism: Caenorhabditis remanei
Lineage: Eukaryota; Metazoa; Nematoda; Chromadorea; Rhabditida; Rhabditidae
Exons: 2
Coding region: 1-975 (324 amino acids)
Molecular function (GO): protein binding
Source: RefSeq, a predicted model, not a curated record